Messenger RNA from Pseudomyrmex gracilis, 756 nucleotides. RefSeq names its product 40S ribosomal protein S13-like. Gene Ontology annotation, biological process: translation. NCBI's taxonomy places the organism in Eukaryota, Metazoa, Arthropoda, Insecta, Hymenoptera, Formicidae. Gene Ontology annotation, molecular function: structural constituent of ribosome; small ribosomal subunit rRNA binding. The transcript is spliced from 3 exons. Bases 88 to 543 code for a protein of 151 amino acids. The record is from RefSeq and is a predicted model, not a curated record. Gene Ontology annotation, cellular component: cytosolic small ribosomal subunit; ribosome; nucleolus.
GCGAAAAUAGUAGUGUAUUUCUCUUACCUGACAUCGCGUGGACUAAACGUUGUUUCUGGACAUUUCUGUGAAAGAAAUUCUGUCAAAAUGGGUCGUAUGCACUCACAUGGAAAAGGUAUAUCCCAGUCUGCCCUCCCCUAUCGACGAAGUGUACCAACUUGGUUGAAAUUGACACCAGAAGAUUGCAAAGAACUUAUUUACAAGGAAGCGAAAAAGGGACGUACACCUUCACAAAUUGGUGUUAUACUUCGAGAUUCUCAUGGUGUGGCUCAGGUGCGAUUUCGUACAGGAAACAAGAUUCUGCGUAUUGUGAAGAGUAUGGGCUUGGCUCCGGAUCUACCAGAAGAUCUGUAUUAUUUGAUCAAGAAAGCUGUUGCUGUGCGUAAACACUUGGAGCGGAACAGGAAGGACAAGGACAGCAAAUUCCGUUUAAUUCUGGUCGAGUCUAGAAUUCACAGAUUGGCGCGUUAUUAUAAAACAAAAGGAUCGCUGCCACCGAACUGGAAAUACGAAAGCUCGACAGCUAGCGCUCUUGUAGCCUAAUUUUGUUAUAUACUUAUGUUUUUAUUAUAAAAAAAGAAAUAUCAACAAAUUACAUAUGUCCAAAUCUAUCCUUAUCUCAAAGAGAGUAAAAAAGAUAUACACAAAUAUUUAAAAACUACUAAAAUAAAGAUUUAAAAAUAAGAAAUUAUGUAGCUACACAAUAGAGGCCAUCAUGAAUGAAGAAAAAUAAAGAUAAAAUGCUUAUAUAACAAA